This is a messenger RNA of Papaver somniferum (opium poppy), 4589 nucleotides long. RefSeq names its product F-box/kelch-repeat protein At3g06240-like. Gene Ontology annotation, biological process: regulation of DNA-templated transcription; DNA-templated transcription termination. The coding region runs from base 3271 to 4194 and encodes 307 amino acids. NCBI's taxonomy places the organism in Eukaryota, Viridiplantae, Streptophyta, Magnoliopsida, Ranunculales, Papaveraceae. The record is from RefSeq and is a predicted model, not a curated record. The transcript is spliced from 8 exons. Gene Ontology annotation, molecular function: protein binding; RNA binding. Gene Ontology annotation, cellular component: chloroplast.
AGAGAUUUGCCACUAAAUUUGAAAUCAUCUGUAUUUUGUGGAAGAACUCAGGAGUCUCUUGAUUAGAGAUAUUUGGUGAAAUUUGAAAUCAUGUCCAGCAUUCCAAUUCCAGAAGAGAUUCUUCAUGAAGUCUUGUUGAGGGUACCACUCGUAUCAAUUUCAAAGUUUAGGUGCGUAUGCAAACAAUGGAACUCUUUACUCUCUAACCCUAGUUUUGUGAAAAGCCAUUUUGAUCUUGCUAUUCAAAACGAAAAACCUAAUUUCAUUCUUGUAAUUGAUGUCGAGAAUGGUUAUAAAAUCAUCCGUGUAAAUCAAGAUUCAUUAUUAUCAUGUAAACCUGAUAGUGAAUGUGGAUGUGAGCCUGAUUCUGAAUGUGGAUGUGAACGUUGUGAUGAGAGUUCUUAUCUAAGGUACCCAUUCGAACAGUUAGAAUCACGUGAGAUUAAUAUUUUGGGUGUUUGUAAUGGUUUACUUUGUUUACUUAUUAGUGUGAUGCUUGAAGAAGGAAUUCAAGACAUUAUCUGUAUUUGGAAUCCUAAAACUAAAGAAUACAAGGAAUUACCUUAUCCACCAAGUGAAUUUUCAUGUGGUGUAAAGAUCAUAGAAAACUGUUCAGAUGAUGGGUUUUAUUAUGAUUCUAGCGUUGAUGAUUACAAGUUGAUUAAAAUUGUGCCAAUUUCCGGAGAGUUGAUGCUAGGAGUUCAAAUUUACAGUUUAAGGUCAAACUCGUGGAAAAACAGUGAGAAAUUCAUACCUUACGAGUCUUCAUCGCUCCACAGAAGUUCAGGAGUCUUGGUUAAUGGAGCUCUUCAUUGGUUAUUAAUCACGCCUGGAAAUCGUACUUCUAAUGUUAUAGUUUCUUUUAAUACUUGUGACGAAGGAUUUGCUGAUUUGGAUGCCACAAAUGAACUUGGAAGAUUGGAUGAGUGCCUUUGCUUACUUGUCGGAUCUCUUGGUGAUCGAGCUGAUUUAUGGGUGAUGCAAAAGUAUGGUGUCAAACAAUCAUGGACUAAACUUUUAACAACUACUAAAGAGUUAAUUGCAGAUAAUAAUUUCAUGAGUAAUUCGAUGCCGAUAUGCACAUAUAAGAGUGGUGAAAUUCUGAUGCCAAAUUUGGAGGGUUUUGUUGUAUACGACCCAAAAUGUGAUAAAGCUAAACUUAUUACGAUUCGUGCCAUUUGUGGAGCGAGUGAAGUCAGUGAAAUUGAAAGUUAUAUAGAGAGUUUGGUUUCACUCGGCUCGUUUACUUAUGUUGGGAAGCAUGACAUUAUUGAGGAUAUUUCACAGGAGAGUUAAGUGGGAAUCUUCAUUUCUUUGAGAUUCCAUGCAGAGGGACUCUAAAUUUUGCCUUCAAAUUAAUUUUUGCUGGAGGCAAACUACCUAACAGUGGUAAAUUGCAACAAAAGACAGAAGAGGCUCCUGAAGUCAGAAGAUUCCAUCAGCACUGAAGUCAGAAAAUUCCAUCAGCAAACUACUGGUGGAACUGCCUGUAGUAAACUGGUGGAGCUGCUACUACUGGUGGAACUACUACUGCAAGUUUCACAGAGGCCAGGCCAGUGACGAGCGCAUACCAAUUAGUGCGACCCACUGUUCAAUAGGCCGUGCAGUUCGAGGAGAGAACCAACAGUUUCUGAACUGAAAUCUUCCUUUUGGAGAUGGGCAGCAGCUCGAUUCUUGGGAUUACCCUUCAAAUAUGCUGUCUAUUGAAUAAAUUUCUUUGUUUUUCAUUUUGUGCAGGCCCAUGAGCCCGAGUAGCUGACUCACUUGAACAUAGAAGUGGCUGUACACUCCCUAGUUGAAAAGCAGCUAUUCAGUCCGCAGCAGCAUUACAAGUUCUGCUGUUGGGAAGUGCACGUCGCGAAACAACUUUAGCUGUGUAUGCAGACGUAUCUUUAGCAAGUUGUUGCUCUAAGUUUGAUAAUGGCGAAAUACAAUCUCGUAGCACGACGUGGAUAGCACUUGGACUAAUGAUUGUCCAAAAUCAUCUGUGCUUAACAGAGAAUUGAUGACUUCAUCAGUUAUUUCCUCCUGAAAUAAGUUGCAACACUUCCUAUAGUUCUAUCUGGAUGGAAUUGAAAUCCCAAUGUUUGAUGUAAUAGAGGACAAGUCUUGCGCUGCUGACGCGUCCUAAAACCUUGGCGAGGUUGUCAAUUGGCACGCUGAUGCUCCCUCUUCCACAUGGAUUUGAUCAUGUGAACGUGAUGCAAGGCCGACCCUACGAGGCAGUGUAGCUGAAGAUGCCAAUUAGUGAGGAUGCUCACGCUCCUCAAAUGACACAGAGGUGGCAGAAGCAGACCCAUUGAUGUAGACACAGACACGGCAAAAGCAGACCCAUCGAAGCAGACGCAGGCGCAGUCUCCAAAGGUCUUAUUAGUUGACGCAAGUCAUCUAAAAAGCUGAUUAGUUGCCUUUUGACCUGAGCACUUAUUGAGUUUAGCAAAAUGAUUCGCUAAUAGACAUAUAUAUAAAUUCUCAAGAGGUGUCAUUUGGCAUUGUUCUUGGAGUCAAUACGUGUUACCUCUUAUACCGCAAAGAGCGGUGUGUGAUAAAACUGGUGGCAGCAGACUCUAUUACUAAUAUAAGACCCUGACGCCACAGCAAUGACGAUGGCACGCCCACUGGUACCGCCAACAGUUCAGCGAAUACAAGACCAGCAGCUCAGAAAAUACUGCAAUCCCCCUUUUGGUGACGAGCAGCAGCUUGUAGGGUAGUCACGAACAGCCGCAGUUUUUAAGUCAUGGCAACUGAAAAAUGUAAGAGCUGAGAAAAGGAAUUCUCUUCUCCCCAAUUAUGCAGCGUCAAGAGAAUUCAGCAGCCGCAGCCUCGUGAAGAUACAGUUUUGCGAAUGCUUAGUGCAUUCAGCAGUCGCAGCUCAAAGUUUGCAGCUUUGUGUAUCUCAGCAGCAACAGCAGAGUACUAUUUAUGUAGAUACAUGCAUCAGCAAGCCAUGAUGCAUGACAGGAUCUCUGCUGCUCACAGGGCAAGUGUCCUGGACGCAAAAAAGUCGAAACCAGGAGCAAUCUACAGUAGUGAAGGCAAUAGUCUCACCUCACAACCUGAUAAACGGACAAGUCCCAACAACACCUACGUAAUGGUUUUGCACUCAAGCGUGUAAAACGCACGUGAAGUAAUCUUAUUCCCUAUUACCAUAAAUGACCAAAAUAUCCAUAAUAAUUCCCAGUAAAAUCCUUAAGAUAUCGUUAUCUUCUCAGAAAAAUGUAUCUAAACACCUCUUCCUUUUAGCCCUGGAAAAAAAACUUUCAGAGAGAAAUGGAGGGAAGCUCUGUUCUAAACUUUCCUUCUUCAAAAACCCAUUUCAAAGUUACUUCUCAUAAAUUAUCUUCUCCUUUCAAACAGACCCAAGUUGUUAAUUUUCAUCCUAAACAGUUUAGAAAUUCUAAUUCUAUCUUGAAAACCCAUUUCCUUUUAUCCUCAACUCGUAGUAUUAGUAAUGGUAGUAAAUCCAUUCUCUCUCCAUGUCUUGCCGUUGCAGAACCAUUGGAGACUAUUACAAAUAAUAAUUCUUCUCCUAAAGAUAAUUUGCCAAAAAUCGAUAAAAGUGGAAGGUUUUGUAGCCCCAGAGCUGCUAGAGAACUCGCACUAUCGAUAGUGUAUGCCUCCUGCUUAGAGGGGUCAGACCCAAUUCAACUCUUUGAGAAGCGAUUAAAUGUUAGAAGAGAACCAGGUUAUGAAUUCGAUAAGUCAUUGUUAUUGGAGUAUAAUCACAUGACCUUUGGUGGUCCUCCUGUCUCAACCCAGACAGAAGAAGAAGCUGAGGAGCUGCUGCACAAGAGUGAAAAGGAGUCUGCAAUUGAAGCAGAAGUGCUAUCAGCUCCACCAAAAUUGGUUUACAGCAAACUCAUUUUGCGUUUGACAAAGAAAAUGUUGGUUGCUAUUGUGGACUCUUGGGAAAAGCAUGUUCUUGUUAUAGACAAGAUAGCACCUCCAAAUUGGAAGAAUGAGCCUGCAAGCAGGAUAUUGGAGUUAUGCAUUCUUCACUUGGCAAUGUCGGAAAUAACAGUUCUUGGGACACGCCACCAGAUCAUUAUUAAUGAGGCGGUUGAUCUUGCAAAACGAUUCUGCGACGGAACAGCUCCACGUAUAAUUAAUGGAUGCCUAAGAACUUUUGUCAAGAAUCAGUCUGGAAUAACAAACGUAGCGCAACCAUUAGAAGCUAGACGCCAAAAUAAGUAGUUCUACUUAUUAUCGUUGUUGUUGGUGUUGAUGAGAAAAAAGUUCAAAGCUACUUUUGAUACCUGAGGAUGUCGAGUAUGGUCCUUGUGAACCUCACGAAGUAGCUUAACUAUGAAAUGCCUCGUCGACUUGAUCAGCCUGAGUUGGUUGUGUAGGAGAGAGAUGAGAAGUUAAAACCGCUAGUAUAACUGGUAAACCAAAUUAGAUUUUCAAGAUGAGGUAGGAAAUUUUGUUUUCCACCUUACCAUUAGAAAUGGUGGGUUGUGUACUAGAAAAUAUAGUUAGAUUUAUGACUUGAUGUUUACGUGCAGUAUAAAAACACAACCAUUUGGUACCUUUGGGAAUGUUAUGUUGACAUAUCUUAUUACUUGGUAUUUUUCAUCGUUCACAUAGUA